AUGCUCUCGUCCGUAUUUCUGUGUACUGGUUAUCAUGGCCACAAUACCAAUGAACACUGCAUUGAAAAAGAUAUGCAAAUAAUGGUCUCUAUAUUCCCAGAGAACUUUUCCUCUGUUGCCGAUGUCCGGAAAAUGUUUACUGAAGAACAAUAUAUAGAACUUAUGCAGAACAAGUUCACCGGGGAAUUCACCAAAAUGGCCGCUCACUCUCAAAUGUGCAACUACGCGACCAUUAUAUCUGAGUAUUGGGUAGCGCUAUUCGACUCAUUUGCCGGUUCGUACGCACUGAUGUGCGUGGCCUUUUUCGAGGUGAUCGCCGUUGUCUACGUUUAUGGAUAUAGACGUUUCUCUCGAGACAUUGACUUUAUGACUGGUUCGACUCCUGGUCAAUACUGGUUGAUAACCUGGCGUUUUGUCGCUCCAAUCAUCAUGGCCGUCUUGUUCACAUGCAGCGUUGUACAAAGUUUCUCAAAUCCAACAACAUACUAUGCUUAUGAGAGAGAAACGACAAAGCUCGUCGAAACCGAGUAUCCGAUAUGGGCGAUGUUCAUCGCUCUUGGUAUGGUGUUGCUGGCCAUCCUGCCCACGUUUAGCGUCUGGUUCUUGCGGUACUUCAAGAUCUGGAAACUUGAGGCAGAUAUUCCGGCGGCAGCGAAAUGUUUGGGUACAACGCAGAGCACGACAUACAUGUUGAAGAGUGAACAAAGUUUCAAUCGAAUGACAGAAUCAAACGUUUCUGUAGCCGAAAUGGAGCCCAUCACCACAACUCGUUAG
Molecule: messenger RNA, 774 nt
Organism: Cooperia oncophora
Lineage: Eukaryota; Metazoa; Nematoda; Chromadorea; Rhabditida; Trichostrongylidae
Source: the annotation of a GenBank genome assembly